AACUGACACAAAAAUCCCUCAGUCGAGACCUGGCAGUGUGCUAGACAACAGGGUGUGUGUGUGUGUGUUACGUACAUCAGAAGUUCAUUUACCACAUUGCUGUCUAGCUGAGCAACAAGCUAAAUUCGUUGUGGUAACUGCCUCGUAGUUGGCCAUCCUUUCUGUUUGUGUGAUUCUAUUCUAUAUUGAAGUGUUUUCUUUAUUAACAUUUAUUUUGUUACGACUGGGACUGUGAUUCUAACCCAGCAAAGCGAAACCGAGGUCGGAUUUAUGUACGUUAUCUAUGAUUCGUUUUGAAAAAAAUUGCAAUUUUCACUUUUUCGCAAUAAUAGGACUAUAGAUCUAGAAGAGGCAAAUAAAACAUUAAAUUUGUUCAGUUUUAACAUAUAUAGAUGAACUCAGUUACGGACUAUGCUGUCGACUACAUUCACGGGCGGGAAAAUCUAUUUUUAGUUUUCCCGGAAAUUCAGUCUUUUAAGGGAAGUCUACCUGUCUUCAGAAGUAAAGGGGAAUCACCCGAUUGCCUUUGCCAGAGUUAGCCGCUCUGGGCUAAAUUAAGAACAUUCAAAAUUACAAAGGGGAGAGAACUGCUCCUUUUCUGUUCUGUGUAGAUCUGUAUGUUUUUGGAAUUUUGAGGUGAAGAAAUGCUGCCCAGUGACAGAAAUAGAUCUUGGACACACUUAAGAGAGGCAGAGCAACGGGUGAGAUAAUCGUAGUGAUCUGUCAACAAACUUAAUAGGUAUAAUUUGUUGAAAUCACCAAAAAACAAAAAAAUGCAGUUCCAAAAGUGUCCAAUCAAGUUUUCUCUAUAUCGAGGAAGCAAUAUCAUUUUACUAAACGACUACAUCGCUAAAGCAAACUAUGAAACAGCCCAUGGUCAGUUUCUGUUGCAGAAUGAGCUUAUCGCUGGUCAAACCUUCGACCUAGAAAUACGUGGGAAAGGAAUUUUAAAAAUACAAGCAUUUGAUUCCAAGAGGGAAGCCAUGAUGUGGGUCAAUGAUCAGGUCCCCUUAAGUCACGGAAGUAUCCGAAUUCGAACCACAGACCUAUUUUACUACAAGAUUUCUGUGCCGCUCCAAGGAAAGGAGAUUAUCUUGUCAACCAGGAAGGGACAAAGACAGGACCGGCUGGAUGGUAAAAUCUUGGCUUUUGAUAUUGAGUACGGGGAUCUGAUGGUCAUGGUGCUGAAUGAACAGAACAACAAUUAUGUUGGCUUGGAUGAUAAUUGCAAAAGCCGUCACAUUGAAAUCAAUUGUGCGCCCAAAUUGUCGCAUGCUUACUUGAAGCACUACAAUCCCAGCUCGCUCUGCACGCCAGAUAGCGGGUGCCUGAGACCCGGGGAGCAAUUCAAGCUGGAAGUGAACGGACCGGAAGGCUCCAACCAGACCGGAAGCUACCUGCGCAUCUGCGCCUCCAGAAGGCACGGCGAGUACGGCAAUGACCCCUUGCUGCGGUGUGAAGGGACACCGAACCUGCCGGAGUACAAAGGGAAAAGGUUGAUGAUCAAACCCAAGGCCAAGGAGACGUUCAUUCUCAACGUCGUAGACAACUGGGUGUUCGUUAACAGAAGCGGCAGAGAAUAUGACAGGCUGGAGGCUCCAGUCAGCACAUGUGACCUUGCCCUUUACUUUGAAAUGCAUAGAGUAGAGAUACGACUUUGGCGUUUAAGAGUUGUGCCUUUUGGAGAGAAGAAACGAGAAGAUUGUCCACCUAACUACCCAGCACCACCGCCACCUCGCCGAAUCCCUAGAAGACAGCCAUCCUUAAGCUCGGCAACAACGGGCUUUUCAGAAUUACAGUCCUCGUUCUGUUCCUCGGAUUCUGGUAGCCACCGGUACAUAUCUAUACAGAUGGACAACGGGUUGAGCGCCUACAUUUCUGCUGAGAGUGUUCAAGAAAAUUCAGAUAUGGAUCAUCUUGAUUUUGAAAGCAGCCAGUUCGACUCUGGGGAAACGUAUAGACCGGGAAUUCCCGGAUUUUCGGCUGUACCAAGACGAACGCCACCUUUACCGCCAAAACCGCAUUCGUUUUCUUCAAAAGGCAAACCUGUCGAUGAAGUCAAACCACCAGUACCGCCAAGGCUUCCACCAAAAUGUGCUUAUGCCAAUAAACCAUUACCGCCACUGCCUUCACCGAAAAGGCUAGAGGUUGAAAAGAAUGAACGCUGCCAAGAAUGGGUCCAAAGCCUAGAUAUGUCAGAUGCGAAUGAGAAUGCUUCCGCCUACACUGGCAAUUUGGCUUCUUCCGUAAGCACUGAUAGUAGCUUCAUGAUCAGUUACAGCUGUGGUGACAACGAGGAACACUACAGGCAUGAGCUGAACAUCACAGACACCCAAGCCCAACAUAUUCCCAUCAUUGACCCCCGACUGAGCAACGGCACUCUUAGCAACACAUGCAACCUUCCAGAUAGCCCUACGUCCAUGUCUUCUAUAGACAGUGAAGGGUUUUUCCAAGACAUGACUGACUGUGACCUUCUAGUGAACCCACCGCCCUGCGGUUCGGCCAAAAAAAUGAGUUGUGGUGAAGAUGAAAACAUGGAUAAGAACCUCAGUGAUUCCAUGGACUCAGAAAGCAAUUUCUCAGAGAUGUCGACUGAUGAGACAGACGUGAAGACGGUUGCCAAGAUAAACAACCUAGCCUCUUGGGCGGACUCAGAGACGCAUGGUGAUUUCCAGCCUUUUUACAAGUCGAUUCACGGGGAUGAUGCCAAUCCUUACCCCACCCCAAGCACUACGGAGUCCGAAAGUGAAGAGGGCGCAUGUUUUGUCUUCUUUGAAAACGAGCUGAAUAGGGAGGAUGAGGGCGUGACGCUGCGAAACAGUACCCUCCAUGACAGGAACAUCGUGGAAAGCUCGGUCAUCAACUACUCCCAGUGUCCGUCCCCCACCAGGAUAGACGGGGACAUAGCCACCAUUGAGCAGGGGCCAGUUCUGACCAUACCAUCCAACCUCGCAUUCGAAAGAUCUCCCACGUUCAAGAGGAACCUGAAUACGUCUUCAAUCAAACGUCACAACUCGAAAGAAAAAUGAACAGGAUCCAGUCGAUUCUAUUUUGUCCUGAAGCAUUUAUCAACCUUUCAUGACUGGAAAGAGUCUUAGGUUAUCAUAAGUAUUAGUACUUUUUCCAUGGUGUGGGAACUGCUGAUUUGUGAGAUCGAUUUGAAGACUGUAGCUGCACAGAGAGACAGCCAUUGAGCUUCCAUUUCGUAUCAUUCUGCAUAAGACUAAAGAGAACACCUUUAUUUUCCACACACACAAAUAUCAGAGAAUCGGACUUGGUUUCUCUAACCAUUCACCACAUCUGGACUCCUUUGAAGUCAUACUUAAUAAUGGAGAGCGGCAGUUGAUUUGGUCAUGUAUUCAUUCCUAAAAAAACAACUAACUUGACUCUUGCAAUCUGUGUUCAACUUCCUCUCGCGUGACAUUAUGGGGACUAAUUAGGCACAAUAAUGGCAAUAUUCUUCAGAAAGCUAACUUGACAGCUAUUGCAUAGGAGGGCACAGUGUACAUUAUUGUUCAUAAACUUUCUUCCAAUGAAAGAAUGUUUUUAUUAUGACAAACUCUUUUUUUUUUUGGCCUAUCCAUACACUUUUCAACCCUCCUUUUUACAUGCUUUAUUUUUGUUUGUAUCAUUUAUAAAUCUUCAUUAUUACUGUGCGGUUAUUCUCGUGAAAACGAUAUACAACGUUACUGAAUGCUAUUUAAGCCGAUGCUGGUCCUCUACACUUAUAUUGAACUAGUUCAGUCUAUAAUGUAGAUCUAUGAAGAUCAGUCGUUAGGAGAUUUUCUAAAAACACAUGAUAGAACGUAGCAGUCUGCUUUACUAUUGGUAGAACUCAAUUCUGAUUGUAUAGUUGAGGUUAAGGCUUGAAAGGUUGAUUACGGUUGUGAUGUACAGAAAUUGGACUUUUAAUUUUUUGUAAAAGUAGAUGAAUUUUUUACCAUUUUUAAAAUAUGUUACCUACUAUGGGUAAAUAUUAUAAUAUUUUUUUUAGGACAUAUGAAUUGUAUUUGUAACAAGUUUACAGUCCAUAGCAGUAAUACUAUUUGUCAAACUUUUUCUUUAGUAUUAACCGUUGUACAUUUGCUUAGAUACUGUCAAUCUGUGACACACGCAGAGUCUCAUGAUAUCUGUGUUAUAGUGUUUCUGUGGCCUCCCGAAGCGACUAUGGAUCAUCUCAGAAAUGACAUCAAAGCCAGGGCAUAAGCAAUGGUCAGAACGUUUUCUGCAACACAGCAGUUCUCUGCUCUCUCCACGCAGCUGUCCCUUGAAGGUUUGGAUCAGCAGAGUCUCAGGCUUUGCCAGGGUGUAGCAGUGUGUGCUGCAGGCUCUGCCAGGGUGUAGCAGUGUGUGCUGCAGGCUCUGCCAGGGUGUAGCAGUGUGUGCUGCAGGCUCUGCCAGGGUGUAGCAGUGUGUGCUGCAGGCUCUGCCAGUGUGUGUUGCAGGCUCUGCCAGGGUGUAGCAGUGUGUUUAGUAGGCUUUUCCAGGGUGUAGCAGUGUGUGCUGCAGGCUCUGCCAGGGUGUAGCACUGUGUGCUGCAUGCUUUUCCAGGGUGUAGCAGUGCGUACUGCAUGCUCUUCGAGGGUGUAGCAGUGCGUACUGCAUGUUUUUCGACGGUGUAGCAGUGUGUGCUGCAUGCUCUGCCAGUGUAGCAGUGUGUGCUGCAUGAUCUGUCAGGGUGUAUCAGUGUGUGCUGCAUGCUCUCAAAGGGUGUAGCAGUGUGUGCUGCAGGCUCUGCCAGGGUGUAGCAGUGUGUACUGCAAGCUCCUCCAGGGUGUAGCAGUGUGUGUUGCAAACUCCUCCAGGGUGUAGCAGUGUGUGCUGCGGGCUUGUUUUUGUCUCAGGGUUGACUUUCGAAGUUUUUCACAUGUGUGUUUAUAGCCGCAGAGGUUUGCAUUCAGAGUUUUCCUUCUCGAAGGUGGAUAGCCAGCAAGGCUAACAAUCCCUAUUGCUAAUAGAACUACAGUAAAGAGCUCGUAUUUCGGCUUAGUUUGGCGGGAACUCUCAUGGGCUACA
Molecule: messenger RNA, 5016 nt
Organism: Biomphalaria glabrata
Lineage: Eukaryota; Metazoa; Mollusca; Gastropoda; Planorbidae
Exons: 7
Coding region: 774-3029 (751 amino acids)
Source: RefSeq, a predicted model, not a curated record